AUGAUUCUUUUAAAUAGAGGCCUUCGGUUUAGCCCAACAAAUCAGCCCAACAAUUUGACACUUAAUAGAUUCAUUUGUUUGUUUCAUCUCUUAACUAUUUAUUGGCUAAUUAAAAACGCCUCCAAGUCGCUUCUUCCUCCCUCUCACUUUUCCACCCGCCGGCCACCAGAGAAGUGCUCCUCCCUCCGUCGACCCGUGCAGCGUCGCCGGAGAUAUACUCCUCCCUUCUUGAAAUCCACUCCUCGAGGUAAUCUGAACCGGCGGCACCUUCUUCCCCGUACCCGGAGCCACCGCCGUCCUUGCCGUCUUUCGCCUUCCCUCGAGCUUUCAGGGAAAAAUCCUUCAUCUCUCGACACACAAUUGAUUUUAUCAGGUUUCUAUAUAAUUAUAAUGCCACGUAGGCCAACAAGAAGAACCCAUUUACAAAGACCUCAACACACCUUCUCUCGCUUAGGUCGUUCCAUGGCCUUACUUUCCUCUACACGAAAGGUCAAACAGCAAAAUGACAUAAACGCCCCUUCCAACUCCACAGGUAGAAAAAAGGAGAAACAUGAUACCAUAGAAUCAAAGAGAGAAGUGUCAUGUUCUUCUUCUGAAAAUGAAGAUUCUUCUUCAGAAGAUGACUUUGAGGGAGUUGUUCAAGAAGUUUUUCUCUUCUUUGACCCAAAGCCUGAUGAUUUCCAUGGAGUAAAGGUCUUGAUGCAGACUUAUUUAGAUAAUAAAGAAUGGGAUUUGACCAGUUUUGUUGACUUAAUAUCACAACAAACUUCAGUGGGAGCAGUUGUUAAAAUAGAAGAUGAAUCAGUUUAUGGCUUUGUUUCUGCUUUGAAUUUACAAAGAUAUAAGGAUUGUAAAUGUAUGAUGGAAGUGAAAGAGUUUUUGAUAUCAAAGUGUCAAGAAAAAGGAAUAAAAGAAAAUUUAAAAUCAUAUAUAGGGGAGAAAGCAGUUGAUGUUGGACAUUUGAUCUCACAACGUGUUGUAUAUCUCCCUCUUCAGCUUCUGCCAUCAUUGUAUGAUGCUCUUUUUAAUGAAAUCUCUUGCGCUACAAAAGAUGAGCCAACACAGGAGCUUAGGAAGUUAUUCUGCUUCAAGAGGGGCAUGAAAGCUACCGUUUCUAGACUUUGGUUGGGCAAUGCGGAACCAUGA
This is a messenger RNA of Lactuca virosa, 1146 nucleotides long. Lineage: Eukaryota; Viridiplantae; Streptophyta; Magnoliopsida; Asterales; Asteraceae. The record is from the annotation of a GenBank genome assembly.